GUCUUCUUGCCUUUGUCCGUUGGCUUCUGCUUGUGUGGGUGUGAAUUCUCGACUUUUCUGGUAAGAAACAACCAUGAUUUCAUCCUUUUAGCUUUGAUUAAGUUGGGUUCCUUUAAUUUUGGGUAAAUCCCGUGAGUUCCUGCAGAAUUUCCCCCAAAUUGUCGCCGGCCUCUUCCCCCUGCCAUGUCCGGUUCUGCAGCUGGAAAAUUUCUGGUUUUGAUCGUUCUGUCACCGUAGCACUUGGGUUAGCCUUCUGUUCUGUGCGAGUGAGGUAAGUAAAUUAUGGUAAAGCCCUUUGAUUUUAAAGCAUGUUUUAAACUGUUUUUGAGAUGGUGGCAAGCUUUAAAUUGAUUUUAUCGGCAUUUGAGUGUGAUUAAACUGGAAUGCAAAUUGUGAUGGGUUUUAUGGGAAAUUUCCUUGUUUUUCUGAAAUUGAGCAUGAUUGGAAUGAAAAUGAGGAUUUUAUUGAUUUUCUGGAAUUGAGCAUGAUUGGAAUGAAAAUGAGGAUUUUAUUGAUUUUCUGGAAAUGAGCAUGAUUGAGAAAUGAAAAUGAGAAUUUCAUUGUUUUUUUGGAAUAGAGCAUGCCUAUUUGGUAAUUGACGGAACUGUUUUGAUGAACUGAGAGUUUGCAAAUUCUGAGUUUUCUGUUAAAUCCAUGGUCACAUGGAAAUUUUCUGGUUUGUUUCUGAGAUUUGAGAUUGAUUGUGAAUUAUGGAUUUUUGGAAAUCUUGCAUGGUUUUGUCUCGGAUAUAGUCAUGAUUACUGACGCCCGCUAGUGGGAGCUGUAAACGCUAGCACAUGUCGACAUUUAUUUCUGUGGAACCGGUUCACCCUGCCUAUGGGGUUAAACACUGGCACUAUUACUGACGCCUGCCAGUGGGAGUUGUAAACACUGGCACUAUUACUGACGCCUGCCAGUGGGAGUUGUAAACACUGGCACUAUUACUGACGCCUACCAGUGGGAGUUUGUAAACACUGGUACCAUUACUGAUGCCUACCAGUGGGAGUUGUAAACACUGGCCAUGACUUAUAGAUGAGACUACUGAACUGAAUUUUCUUCUGCAUGGACGGGUUGUCUUUGAAUGCUUUACAAUUGAACUGAAUCUGAUUUUGUCACUAAGCGUUUUGGUUAUAUUAAACUGUUUAUCUGGCAUGCUAAAGUUUUACCAAGGGCUAUCCAUAAUUACUUACUGAGUUAUCUCAUAGUUUUCCUUGUCCACCAUUUCAAGAAGCGAUACUGAGGAUGGGGGAAACCGAGGGGAGUGACGAGAUAGAAGGCUAGUCACCUGGAAUUUGAUAUAGAUUUUAGAUACAGAUUAUGAUCCUGUAAGCUAGAGUGUAUUUGGAGAUUUUAUGAUGUCAGAGCAGAUUGUAAAAAUUUUAUCUUGAGAUUUGGUGGUAUCAGAUUGUGAAUUGGAUAAGUUUCGAGCCUUGUGCAUUCGUGGGACCCAUCUCACGAGUGCACGACGUCUGUCGCGUCUCCGGAUUUGGGUUCUA
This is a messenger RNA of Rubroshorea leprosula, 1496 nucleotides long. The record is from the annotation of a GenBank genome assembly. Lineage: Eukaryota; Viridiplantae; Streptophyta; Magnoliopsida; Malvales; Dipterocarpaceae.